Messenger RNA from Globicephala melas (long-finned pilot whale), 3068 nucleotides. It is a transcript of the gene COP1, whose product is annotated as COP1 E3 ubiquitin ligase. Gene Ontology annotation, biological process: proteasome-mediated ubiquitin-dependent protein catabolic process. NCBI's taxonomy places the organism in Eukaryota, Metazoa, Chordata, Mammalia, Artiodactyla, Delphinidae. Gene Ontology annotation, molecular function: ubiquitin protein ligase activity; protein binding. The record is from RefSeq and is a predicted model, not a curated record.
GGGUUGGCUGCGGCGGUGAUCGCGGCGGCGGCGGCCUAGAGAGCGGUAGUGGUUCCUGCUCUUGUUUUAAUAGUUCCCUCCGCCCCCUCCCGUCGGACGCUGUUGUGUGGUUGCAGUACAAAAAUCAACUUUAUUGUUCCUCAGCCCCACCUCCCGGCGCGGCGCGCCUACUCAGGAUGUACUGAGGCAGAGGGGAGGGAGGCGGCGGCGGGUCGCAGUCGCGGUCCCUCUCCUCCGAGCGCCCGGCCGGAGGGGAGGGAAUCACGAUGUCUGGGAGCCGCCAGGCCGGGUCGGGCUCAGCCGGGACCAGCCCUGGCUCCUCUGCGGCCUCCUCGGUGACUUCCGCCUCCUCGUCCUUAUCCUCUUCCCCGUCGCCCCCUUCCGUAGCUGCUUCGGCCGCGGCGCUGGGGUCCGGCGGGGCGGCCCAGGCCGCGGGCUCCGGCGGCCUCGGGGGCCCGGUGCGGCCUGUGCUGGUGGCGGCCGCAGUGUCCGGCAGUGGCGGCGGGAGCGGCGGCGGGGCGGUGUCCGCGGGCCUGUCCCGGCUCAGCUGCGCAGCCAGGCCCAGCGCCGGUGUAGGAGGGAGCAGCUCCAGCCUAGGGAGCGGCAGCAGGAAGCGACCUCUGCUUGCCCCCCUGUGCAACGGGCUCAUCAACUCCUACGAGGACAAAAGCAACGACUUCGUCUGCCCUAUCUGCUUUGAUAUGAUUGAGGAAGCAUACAUGACGAAGUGUGGCCACAGCUUUUGCUACAAGUGUAUUCAUCAGAGUUUGGAGGACAAUAAUAGAUGUCCCAAGUGUAACUAUGUUGUGGAUAAUAUUGACCAUCUGUAUCCUAAUUUCUUGGUGAAUGAGCUCAUUCUCAAACAGAAGCAAAGAUUUGAGGAAAAGAGGUUCAAAUUGGACCACUCAGUGAGUAGCACCAAUGGCCACAGGUGGCAAAUAUUUCAGGAUUUGUUGGGAACUGACCAAGAUAAUCUUGAUUUGGCCAAUGUCAACCUCAUGUUGGAGUUACUAGUGCAGAAGAAGAAACAACUGGAAGCAGAAUCACAUGCAGCCCAACUACAGAUCCUUAUGGAAUUCCUCAAGGUUGCAAGAAGAAAUAAGAGAGAGCAACUGGAGCAGAUUCAGAAGGAGUUAAGUGUUUUGGAAGAGGAUAUCAAAAGAGUGGAAGAAAUGAGCGGCUUAUACUCUCCUGUCAGUGAGGAUAGCACAGUGCCUCAAUUUGAAGCUCCUUCUCCAUCACACAGUAGUAUUAUUGAUUCCACAGAAUACAGCCAACCUCCAGGUUUCAGUGGCAGUUCUCAGACAAAGAAACAGCCCUGGUAUAACAGCACAUUAGCAUCAAGACGAAAACGACUCACUGCUCAUUUUGAAGACUUAGAGCAAUGUUACUUUUCUACAAGGAUGUCUCGUAUCUCAGAUGACAGUCGAACUGCAAGCCAGUUGGAUGAAUUUCAGGAAUGCUUGUCCAAGUUUACUCGAUAUAAUUCAGUACGACCUUUGGCUACAUUAUCAUAUGCUAGUGAUCUCUAUAAUGGUUCCAGCAUAGUUUCUAGUAUUGAAUUUGACCGGGAUUGUGACUACUUUGCAAUUGCUGGGGUUACAAAGAAGAUUAAAGUCUAUGAAUAUGGCACAGUCAUUCAGGAUGCGGUGGAUAUUCAUUACCCUGAAAAUGAAAUGACCUGCAAUUCCAAAAUCAGCUGUAUCAGUUGGAGUAGUUACCAUAAGAACCUGUUAGCCAGCAGUGAUUAUGAAGGCACCGUCAUCCUAUGGGAUGGAUUCACAGGACAGAGGUCAAAGGUCUAUCAGGAGCAUGAGAAAAGGUGUUGGAGUGUUGACUUUAAUUUGAUGGAUCCUAAACUCUUGGCUUCGGGUUCUGAUGAUGCAAAAGUGAAGCUAUGGUCUACCAACCUAGACAACUCGGUGGCAAGCAUUGAGGCGAAGGCUAACGUGUGCUGUGUUAAAUUCAGCCCCUCUUCUAGAUACCAUCUGGCUUUCGGCUGUGCAGAUCACUGUGUUCACUACUAUGAUCUUCGUAACACUAAACAGCCAAUCAUGGUAUUCAAAGGACACCGAAAAGCAGUCUCUUAUGCAAAGUUUGUGAGUGGUGAGGAAAUUGUCUCUGCUUCAACAGACAGCCAGCUAAAGCUGUGGAAUGUAGGGAAGCCAUACUGUCUACGUUCCUUCAAGGGUCAUAUCAAUGAAAAAAACUUUGUAGGCCUCGCUUCCAAUGGAGAUUAUAUAGCUUGUGGAAGUGAGAACAACUCUCUUUACCUGUACUAUAAAGGACUUUCUAAGACUUUGCUAACUUUUAAGUUUGAUACGGUCAAAAGUGUUCUGGACAAAGACCGAAAAGAAGAUGAUACAAAUGAGUUCGUUAGUGCUGUGUGCUGGAGGGCACUGCCAGAUGGGCUGGAUGGUUUAUAACACUUUAGAAAAUUUUCCUGACUGGAAGAGGGCCAAUCUGAAUGAACUCUUGUCUGUCUUGGGCGUGGAAGGAAAGAAGAUUCUGAGCAUGGACCCUGACUUCCAGGAAGACUGUGGCUCCCGUCUUCUCCUAAGUGCCCCACUCAUCCCUUAGUGUCCAGACUAGAGUGGGGUAGGGGAGUAGAAAAUAGAGGAGACAAGAAGGUUGUGGAAAACUGAAGCAAACCUGUAAUUUAUCUCUUCUUUAAAUCUACAUCAAGUGUAAAUAUUCCUUAACCUUAAGGUGCACUACUGUAUGGACAGUUCCUGUGAAAACAUUUCUUGCAUUAAAUAUUUUAUGGUGAAAAUGUAAUGAAAUCAACAAAAUAAUUUAGUGGGUCUGUAGGUCGACAGAUAUUUAAAAUAUUUCAUUAUUUUCAUUUUUAUAUGUACUAUAAUGGAAUUUGACUUAUAUUAGAAUGGUUCUUAUAAUUUUUUUCCUCAUUAAAUACUUCUUUAAAAAUAGUUUUUGUCCUGAAGUAUGCCAAUUUUGAAGAAUAGAAUCGACACAGAUCUUUAAGCUACUUGGUUUUGGGUUUUGUUUUGCCAUUUUUAAGGGAAAAAAGAAAUAUACUAAUUUGAGAGUGCAUUCUGAAUUAUGCC